GUUGGCUUGACGAUGUCAUAACGAGCACGGAUUGUGUUACGCUUUACAUAUAUUUGCAUGCUCUUGAGUCAACAAGGGUGUCGUCCAGUGCCUUGAGGUAUAUCUCUUCUACCAAGAUUCCUAAACUGUUUUUCAAGUUUUCAGUGCAGCGGCAUAGUUCAACAUGGCGCAAGUAGUGACUGCACAACCUGGUAUGCAGACAACUGUUGUUGUCCAACAAUCUGGGACCGUUGCCUAUAGAGACUGGAAUUCGAGUCUUUUCUCUUGCUUCGACGACAUUGGAUCUUGUUUGAUUGGAUUCUUGUGUCCAUGUAUAUUGACGAUCCAAGUGUCACAGCGAAUGGGUGAAGGCUGUUGUUUUGCUUGCUGUUGUCAGGGAGCACCUUUGGCUCUGAGGGCCAAACUCAGGACUGAGCAGCACAUCCAGGGUUCCCUGUGUAAUGACGCAAUCAUCAUGAACUUCUGUGGUGUAUGUGCCAUGUGCCAGAUGUCUCGUGAACUCAACGCUCUUGGACGCUAAACUAUCACCUACACUCAAGUUUGAAUGCCAACUCGCAUAAGUUUUGUAUUUUUUGUCUCACUUAUAGUGGAUUUUUCAUAGAAAAUCACAAAUUCUUUGUUAGUUUUUCAUAAUGAAUGGCUAAUCUGUGUUGUAAUAAAAACAUACUUAAGUGAUGGUACCAGUAUGUACUCCAUGUAGACCGGAAUGAACCGUUUGAAAAUAAAGCACAWUUACAAUUUA
Molecule: messenger RNA, 742 nt
Organism: Exaiptasia diaphana
Lineage: Eukaryota; Metazoa; Cnidaria; Anthozoa; Actiniaria; Aiptasiidae
Product: cornifelin homolog
Exons: 4
Coding region: 164-520 (118 amino acids)
Source: RefSeq, a predicted model, not a curated record